AUGGAGAAUCCUGUCGAGAGAGCAGUCAAUGAGGCAACUGCGGAUACACUCUAAAUGCCUGAUUAGAAACUAAUGAAAUAAGUAGCUGACCUUGUCAACCUAAGAGCAGAUUAAUCGAAAUUUGCAGUCUAGGCUAUUGGCAAGAGACUCAUGCAGCUUCGUAACGGCAAGGUGCAAGCCCUUACGAUGGAGCUCAUCGAAUAUCUUGCAUUCACCUGCGAAACACCCUUCUACACUUAGAUCGCCACCAAUGACUUUCUAUAAAGACUCAACACUCUCCUCAACCCAUAAAUGAAUGCCCAAAUGCAACAAAGAUUACUCUAAGUUAUAGCAGUACUCAAGUCACUUAUGCAAUCACACCAGGAUCUAUUUCCUGCCUUCUUCCAAUUUUUGCAAAAGAUCGCUCCCAAACAUCAAAUACCCAACAAUUACGAAAGCAAAUAUGCAGUACUCAGAAAGGCACAACCAGCAUACUCUUCAGGAGCAAGAGUCAACAGUUUAGGAUCUGGCAACUCCAAAAAUGAUAAACUUAGACGAGAUCUAGAAAUUGUUAAAUCCAACAUCACUUUGACCAAUGAAAUCAUUGAUAACGCAAAUCCAUAAGAAGAUGUAAGCAAAAACGAAAUCCUUAAAGACAUGACUACCACUUUGAGAGGAGUCGAAGAAAAGCUAAGAAAUUUAAUUACUGACAUGGGAAACAAUGAUGAGGGGUUGAUGAACUUUUGCUUAGAAUUGAAUGAUGACCUACUCAAAACUUUUACACGAUAUGAAGUGUUGAAGAAGCAUAAGAAACCAGAUCCUUUCAAACCUUAACCAGCAUAAUAACAAUAAUAACAAGUGCCUCAAUCACAAACUUAGCAACAAGGGCCCUUCCAAUAAUAAUAGACUCCUAUUAGCAUUUCUCCACCCAUGUAAGUACCAAGUCAACAAUAAUAAAUUCAACCACCUCCAUAACCAAAGCCUCAAUAAAUCGAUUUAUUAAAUUUAUUUGAAUACGAUCCAAAAACAGAAGCAUAAUAAAAAGGGCCAUAACCUACUUAAGCAGUUUAACCGGAAAAACAAUAAAACAUAAUUGAUCUGUUUGAAGUCGAUAUGUCAAAUCCUUUACCAUAACAACCACAACUGACAUCAACUGUUACUUAAUAAUAAUAAUCACAAGUUCCACCAAUGUCAUAAGUGCCACCAAUGUCUUAAAUUCCACCUAUGUAAUAAUUUGGAUAACCACCAAUACAAUAAUAGUAACUUUAUGGGCAACCUCCUAUUUAAUAAGUUUAAUAGCAAUCUAAUUAUUCUGCUUUGAACGCAUUUCCUCCUUAAUAAUAAUAUCCUCCUUAACAAUUAUAAUACCCCCCUUAAUAAUAACAAUACCCCCCUUAAUAAUAACAAUACCCUCCUUAAUAAUAACAAUAUCCUCCUUAAUAAUAACAAUAUCCCCCAUAAUAAAAUUUACAAUAAUUAUAUCAACAAUAAUAAUUUGGACAAUAGCAAACCAUGUAUUAAGCUUUCUAAUAGUAGCCAACUUAACCUGUUCCAUACUAAUAAGCUCAACCCUAUCAACAAUAAGGUUUCCCUCAAUAAUAAUAUCCAGUUAUUAGCAAUAUAUCUGCCCAAUAAAAGAAACCAGAAAACGAAUUUGACAAUAUACUUAAUUUGGCAGUAGGAUAAAAAUCAUAACCCUAGUAGCAAUAAUAAAAGUUAGACUUUAUUUGAUAUAUUUAUAGUUCAAAAAUAUAUAAUAUAAGACUAUUAUUGU
Messenger RNA from Paramecium tetraurelia, 1753 nucleotides. RefSeq lists its product as uncharacterized. Gene Ontology annotation, cellular component: endosome; membrane. The transcript is spliced from 11 exons. Gene Ontology annotation, molecular function: ubiquitin binding; clathrin binding; phosphatidylinositol binding. Lineage: Eukaryota; Ciliophora; Oligohymenophorea; Peniculida; Parameciidae. The record is from RefSeq and is a predicted model, not a curated record. Gene Ontology annotation, biological process: signal transduction.